GCGUCCUUCAACUCUUCGUGACCUCCGACCACCACUACGACUGCGUCAGACCUUCUCGCGUUCACGGGAAGGGAGAGCAGUGACAUCUACGCGGCUGAGAAUCGUCCAUCAUGAGCCGUCCACUCGACUGGCUUAGACAGGUCCCACAAAUACCUCUCACGGCGUCGGGUCUGACUAUCGCGUCCGUCAGCCAAAGCCCUUGGCUCGACUCCCUGGUCAUACCAGCGUACUGUGCCGUUCUUUCUGGUACAUUGCUUCUGUUCCCUGCCGUCGGCAACGCCCUUCGCAAAAGAAAAUCACCCGGCGGCAGUCUAGAAUCAAGCGCUCAGGCACCACCCCCGCCUUCUUUCCUUCGUCGACGCGUAGAAUCUGUGGGCAGCGUCACGAUCUUUCUUUACAGAUUCCUGCAGCUCUUGAGCAUCCUCGCGUUGCUUGUGUUGUCGGUGCUCGUCCCUUUACGUGAUGCCAGUCUACAUGCGCGCGUUGUUGGCCCGUUUGCCGCGAUCGACAUCAUUCAGACGGUCCUCUACGCCUACCUCACCAUACUUGCCAGUGUCGCUACGUUUGGUAGUGCCAAGGUCGUAUUCCGCGCGUUCGUUCACGCGUCGCUCAUCCUCUCGGUGGUUUGGGGCGUGUACAUGUACCGCGAUGUCUGGCCCUCGGCGACUGUAGACCUGUCGAUGGCGGACGCAAACGAAGGGAUACUUCUAUGGGUCAAGGUCGGCCUCCUCUCGUUCAGCGGGGUGUUCAUCCCACUAUUCUGCCCACGCAACUACGUCCCCGUCUACCCAGAGGACAAGCUAGAGCUGCAUCCGGAGCAGACGGCAUCGCUGUUGUCGUUGCUCACCUACAUCUACGUAGAGCCGCUCAUCUGGCUCGCGUGGCGUCUCCCGCGGUUGACGUACGAGAUGCUGCCGCCACUGCCCGAGUACGAUCACCUGAAGAAUCUGGUUCGACGUACUUUCCCUCGUCUGGACCCGAUGCAGAACAAGUCCCGUAGACAUCUUGCACUUGAUUUCAUCAGCGUUUUCCGAAUCGAACUCCUGAACCUGGCUGCCAUGUCGAUCACUGCUGUGCUCGCUGCGUUUGCCGCGCCGAUCAGUAUCAACCAACUUCUCAGUUAUCUCGAGUCAGACAGGAAAGAAACUCAUGUCCGGCCUUGGUUCUGGAUUGCGCUGUUCUUCUUCGGCAGAGUGUUCAAAGACAUCUCCGACCAGUGGUUCAUGUACCACCAGUCGCGUUUGAGCGUGCGCAUCCAGGCGAUCAUUACAGAGCUCGUCUUCGAGCAUGCCCUGCGUGUACGCAUGAAGGCGGAAACGUCCGACUCGUCUGCAGCGACGCCGAGCGCUGCCAGCACCGCCGUCGCGACCCCCGACAGUGCGUCUCAAGUCGGCACCGAUCAAGGUGACGAGGACAGUACCGAGGGUACGGCGGAGCACUCUGCGACUACGAGCUCGAGCACGGCGGUGCCCCCGAGUGCGGCUAGUUCCAUCAAAGGGAAAGGUAAGGCCUCCCCGGAGAACAAAUCGCCCGCGAAGAAAGAGGCCGAACCCGCCAAGGCAGACGAGAAGCGCGGCAACAAGCACCUCGUCGGGAAGAUCAAUAAUUUGGUCUCGAGCGACCUGAGCAAUUUCGAGAACUUGGGCAUGUUCACUGUCUUCAUCACGAUCGAGUCACCCUUUCAGGUCAUGCUCUGCAUCCUGUUUCUGUACCAGAUUCUCGGAUGGAGCGCUCUCGUUGGGUUUGCCACGAUGAUCGCCACACUUCCGCUCCCCGGGUAUGUCACGAAGCACAUCCAGGGCGCCCAGCGCGAGAAGAUGAAACGGACCGAUGCUCGUGUACAGACGGUCACAGAGAUGAUGAACGUCAUCCGUAUGGUGAAGCUGUUCGGCUGGGAGCCGCGUAUGGCAGCACAGCUCGACAAGAAGCGUGAAGAGGAGCUCGUGGCGGUGCGCAGGAGCAAGCUGCUUAAUCUGAGCAUCAACAUGUGCAACUAUAUGAUCCCUGUCGUGAUCAUGCUGUCUACGUUCUUCACCUACACUGUGAUCAUGAAGCAGGAGUUGACAGCGUCCCGAGUUUUCUCUGCGAUGUCUGUCUUCGAUAUGCUUCGCAUCGACCUGCAUGCAUCGUUCUUCAUCAUUCCCCAACUUAUACAAGCGAAAGUCUCGAUGGAGCGACUCUCCGACUUCUUGCGGAACACGGAGCUCAUCGACGAGUUCGACACGGACAAGGAACCUGAAGCCGCCGAGAUCCUGUCAAACGUGGCGCCGGAAUACAAGGACGUUAUCGGCAUCCGACAUGCCUCGUUCACUUGGUCCAAGGACUCCGCGCCUUCGCAGACACCGGGCGGGACACGCAAACGGGCGUUCGUGCUCAGCGUCGACGACGAGCUCAUCUUCCAGAAAGGCAAGAUCAAUUUGAUCAUUGGCGCUACCGGCGCGGGGAAGACGUCGCUGCUGAUGGCCUUGCUUGGCGAGAUGCACUACAUUCCUGCCGGUCCGGACUCGUUUGUGAGCCUUCCCAGGGAGGGUGGCGUCGCGUAUGCCGCGCAGGAGUCUUGGGUGCAGAAUGACACGAUCAGGAACAACAUCGUCUUCGGGGCGCCUUACGACGAGGUUCGGUAUCAAGCAGUCCUCGAGCAAUGCGCAUUGAAGCGUGAUCUCACCCUGUUCGACGCUGGAGACCAGACCGAGGUGGGCGAGAAGGGUAUCACGCUGAGUGGUGGCCAAAAGGCUCGAAUCACGCUGGCUCGCGCGGUCUAUUCUUCCGCGGAGAUUCUUCUCCUCGAUGAUAUCCUGGCGGCCCUUGAUGUGCACACUUCCAAAUGGAUCGUCGACAAGUGCCUCAAAGGAGAGCUCCUUCAGGGGCGUACUAUCAUCCUAGUCACGCACAAUGUCGCUAUGGUCAGCCCUGUGGCGGACUUCGUGGUGGACAUGGGCUCGGACGGGCGCAUCUUGAGCCAAGGCUCCCUCGCCAGCGCGCUAGAGCGCGACUCGAAACUGCUCAAGGAGGUAAAGGAAGAGCGUGCGGAGAUCGAGAAGGCCGAGCAGGAAAUCGCCCCUGAGAAGAUCGAGGACACGGAAACCAAGCAGAGCGCGGGCAAGCUUGUUGUUGCGGAGGAGAUGGAAGACGGACACGUCGGGUGGUCUGCUUUAAAACUCUACAUCGGCAACAUGUCAAAAAGGCCGGUCCUAUUCUGGCUUAUCUACAUGUCUGGGCACAUUGCAAGGCACAUGAUCAGCAACAUUCAGACUUGGUAUCUCGGUUACUGGGCUUCCCAGUACGAGACUCAUCCGGCGAGUGAGGUCCAAGUAGGACACUACUUGACUGUGUACACGCUCCUAGUGGCGGCUGGAAUGUUGGCCGCCGCAUUUUGUGUGUUCUACUACGUCUUCGGAAGCAUCAGGUCUGCCAGGAUCGUCCACCAAAGGCUUAUUACCUCGGUCCUGGGCACUACUCUCCGCUGGCUAGAUAAGACGCCGACUGCCCGCAUCAUCGCACGGUGUACCGAAGACAUCCAGACGCUGGACAACAGAAUUGCGAGAGCGACCGAAGUCCUCGUAGAAAUGGUGGUUUAUGUGCUCUUGAAGAUGUUCGCCGUCGUCCUCUUCUCGCCUAUCUUCAUUAUCCCGGCCAUCAUGGUCGCCGUCGCAGGUGGCGCCUGUGGCAACGUAUUCAUGAAAGCGCAGCUGUCCGUCAAGCGCGAGAUGAGCAACUCCAAGGCGCCGGUAUUGAGCCACUUCGGUGCUGCUAUCGGAGGUAUCACGUCCGUCAGGGCAUAUGGUGCUCAGGAGGCCUUCAAGCGGAUCUCAUACACCAGGAUCGAUAGGUGCACCCGUGUAUCUGUUACCCAUCAAAACCUCAACCGGUGGGUGACGGCACGCAUAGACCUAGUUGGAACCCUCUUCGCGACCAGUCUCGCCAUCUACCUCACGUACAUAUCGAAGAUGAGCGCGUCCGAUACUGGUUUCUCGUUGAACAUGGCCACGGCAUUCAGCACAGUCAUCUUCCAAGUAAUCAGGAUGUUCAACGAGUUCGAGAUUGCAGGUAACAGUCUGGAGCGUAUUCAACAGUAUCUGCGCAUCGAACAAGAGCCGAAGAAUACCCCUGAGGGUGUGCCGCCUGCGUAUUGGCCGGCCAGUGGAAACCUCUCAGUCGAGAAGCUCUCUGCGCGCUACUCGGAAGAUGGCCCGAAAGUUCUGCAAGACAUAUCUUUCGAGGUGGCCUCCGGAGAGCGCAUUGGUAUCGUUGGUCGUACUGGAAGCGGAAAGAGCUCGCUCACCCUCUCGUUGCUGCGCUGUAUCCUGACGGAGGGUAACAUCCGGUACGAUGGGUUGCUAACUGAAAAGGUCAACCUGGACGCUCUGCGCUCAAACAUGACUAUCAUUCCUCAAGUGCCGGAACUUCUCAGCGGCACCCUCCGCCAGAACCUCGAUCCGUUCUCGGAGCACGACGACGCCGUGCUCAACGAUGCGCUGCGCUCCGCCGGCCUGUUCAACCUUCAGAACGAGGAGGACCAGUCCCGGAUCACGCUCGACACGGAGAUCGCGGGUGGUGGCGCAAACCUGUCUGUUGGACAGCGUCAAAUCCUCGCUCUCGCGCGCGCGAUUGUGAGGAGGAGCAAGCUGCUGAUUCUCGACGAAGGUACGUCUUCGAUUGAUUACGAGACGGACUCGAUCAUCCAGACGUCGCUGCGCACUGAGCUUGGCAAGGACGUGACCCUGCUGACGGUGGCGCAUCGUCUCCAGACGAUCAUGGACGCGGACAAGAUCAUGGUCCUCGACGCUGGACGCAUCGUCGAGUUCGGCAAGCCUAGCGAGCUGCUCCAGAACGAGAAGGGCAUGCUUCGCGCUUUGGUGGACGAGAGCGGGGACAAGGAGAAGCUGUACGCGAUGGCGAUGGGCGCGUCGUCGUCGUAGGUUUGAUUUAUGGAUUGUAGCCUUUGUUUCUUGGUGUACGCGAUCCCUGGUUUUUGCAUCCCAAUACUUGAUGUUCG
Trametes versicolor FP-101664 SS1 is the source of this 4996-nucleotide messenger RNA. Its product is annotated as P-loop containing nucleoside triphosphate hydrolase protein. The transcript has 39 exons. Gene Ontology annotation, biological process: transmembrane transport. Bases 111 to 4919 code for a protein of 1602 amino acids. The record is from RefSeq and is a predicted model, not a curated record. Lineage: Eukaryota; Fungi; Basidiomycota; Agaricomycetes; Polyporales; Polyporaceae. Gene Ontology annotation, cellular component: membrane; fungal-type vacuole. Gene Ontology annotation, molecular function: ATP binding; ABC-type peptide transporter activity; ATP hydrolysis activity.